Ctenocephalides felis (cat flea) is the source of this 540-nucleotide messenger RNA. RefSeq names its product guanosine-3',5'-bis(diphosphate) 3'-pyrophosphohydrolase MESH1-like. NCBI's taxonomy places the organism in Eukaryota, Metazoa, Arthropoda, Insecta, Siphonaptera, Pulicidae. The record is from RefSeq and is a predicted model, not a curated record. Bases 1 to 540 code for a protein of 179 amino acids. Gene Ontology annotation, molecular function: guanosine-3',5'-bis(diphosphate) 3'-diphosphatase activity. The transcript is spliced from 3 exons.
AUGUCACAUUCUGAUAUAAAACUGUAUACAAAAUGUUUGAAUUUUGCUGCCAAGAAACACAAGGAUCACAGACGAAUGGACGCAGCAAGUACCCCUUAUGUGAAUCACGUCAUUGGGACUGCAUAUAUUCUAAGCAAUGAGGCUGGUGUAAGAUGUCAAAGGCUGCUUAUGGCAGCUUUUUUGCAUGACACUGUUGAAACCACUAAUACGUCUUUUGAAGAAAUCGAAUCGUAUUUUGGAAAAUUUGUGCGUGAUCUCGUCGAGGAGGUAUCAGACGACAUGAGUCUUCCUAAACCAGAACGCAAACGUCUGCAAAUCGAGAGAGCUCCAAAUAGCAGUUUUGCAGCAAAACUCCUAAAACUGGCUGAUAAAUUAUACAAUUUAAGAGAUUUGGAUACAACUAUACCUGUCGGUUGGACUGAAGAAGAUUGUGAUGAAUAUUUCGAGUGGGCAGCCAAAGUCAUCAAGGGUCUGAGAGGAACUAAUGCUGAAUUAGAAAAACAAAUUGAUAUUAUUUUACAGAAAAGAGGAGUUUUGUAA